AUGUUUAAAUUUGGAUAAGAGAAAUUCACAAAAAAGACUUUGCCUAAGAAUUUUGCAGACUAGAUUCUCAAUCUUGAAAUGGAAAUAGAAUUGAAUGAUCAAGUUUAAAUAGAACUUAUACAAGAUUUGAUUUCACUAUAUAUGGUAUUCAUUUAUCGUCAUCUCAUUUAGGAAGGAGUAGAAUAUUAUGAAUCCAUUAAGGAUAGAAGACAUCUUUAUUUUUAGAGAAAAUUGAAUGCAUUAAUGUUAAAACCUACUUUUAUUAAUGCAACUUAAAAAUAUGAAGAAUCACAUAAACCAAAAGAUGACAAUUAAAUUAAAAGAGCAAAAUUUCAAGAAUAAACUCGUAGAAUUGAGCUUGAUCUCAUUUAUAGUCAAACUGAAUCAAAAGAGGUAUUCAUUUCAUUUUGUGAUUGAGGCUCAAGUUAAAGGAAUUGUUGAUAAUCACACAAAUUAAGUUAUGAAAAUUGAAAGUCUUAUCAAAAAUGAAAUUGCAAAUCAAUCUGAUGCUUUUUAAAUGCGUCUUGAAAGACGUCGUCGUUCAAAAUUGACUCAUUCUCUAAGUCAACCAGAAAUAGAUCUAUAAUCUUAGAAAUCUGGUAAUAGCAAUAAGAAAAAAUAAAUUGAAAUACAUGAAUAAAUAGGUAUUAAUUAUAUAUAUAUCUAUUUUUAGUGUAAAUCAAAUAAAUAAUUCAUGAAGAAGAUGAAACAGCAGCUAAUAGAAAAGAUUCCACAUUAAAAUAAACUAAAGAAAAGAAAUGGGAAAUAAUUCAUAAUUCAUCUCUUAUUUAAGAGAAUAAGUAUAUUGCAAUUUAUUAAAAUCAUAGAAAACGAACUAAUAGUUUAAUUCAGAGAAGAAGAUCUGUAUUUCUGACUACCAAACAAAUGAUAUAAACUAAAAGAUCCUUAAGUUGUGGAGCUGCAAAACCUGUGGAAGAAAUCAAGAAUGAAUGA
This is a messenger RNA of Paramecium pentaurelia, 954 nucleotides long. The record is from the annotation of a GenBank genome assembly. NCBI's taxonomy places the organism in Eukaryota, Ciliophora, Oligohymenophorea, Peniculida, Parameciidae.